AGUGUUCAGACCCGAUAAUAAGACGUUUUCUGGAGUACUCUUGUGAUUUUCUCCGGUUUUAUUAUAAUCAGUGCCCUUGCUAGCAGUAAUGAUUCUAAGCAGAAAUUUUAUCUGCUAGUGGUUAGUGUUACUAUCAAACCUACAGUUUAAUAUAAACAUAAAAAACAAACAAAAAGUCAGUGCGCUAAACGGUCAUUGUUUUGCCGGUAAAAAAUGGGAUCCAGUUUUCUGUCUGACUGAAAUUGCAGUUAAAGUAUGCGCUGAGUAUUUUCAUUUCAACCGGAUGGCCUGCCAAGAUGAGUCAAACGUGUGGAAAGUGUGGAAAAUAGUACGAAGCAAUGAAUUAUGCUAAAUAGUAAUUUAUUAUCGGGGUGCUGUUUUUAGAUGUGCUCUGCUAAAAAUAUCUUCCUGCAGUGUGAAAAAUGUUUGCGUCGGUGUGUGAGAACGUGUGAAGUAAGGAAAACAAGUGUGUAGUAUAAACAAACAACCGGGCGACGAGUGUGUAGACUCCGAUAGUGGCCUUUUAAAUAACAAAUUCCCACCUUCCCUACAGUGGGAGCCAGUAAACAACAAUAAAGAAAAAAAAAGCGUUGAGCGCAAAUUUUUCGCACACCUAACGGCGUCGUGUAUACGACUAAGGGUUUACCGAAAGUGCUGCGAUGUGUUAGAAUCGGAAUGCAGAUCAACACAAAUGGCAACUAAUCGUGCUGGAGUUUCGAAAUCGAAAUCCGAUAGAAAAAAACUGCAGAUGUACGGGAGCUUGAGUUUGGACAUCAACGGCUACCGCUAAAGCACCAAGUUUUCAGCCACUUUUAACUGCCACCGUCAGAGCCCGAACGAGCGGCAUGCAGCCAACAACCCCCGCCGUGUUUGUGCCUUCUCGCCGCAGUGUAAAUUGUUUGUUCACGACAUUCUUUCUCUAAUAGCCGAGAACUGACCACCGCCAUAUUUGCGUAGGCCAACGAAUAUACCACCUUGGAAAUACGACAUCUUUCCCGGCAUUUCUUUAUCCUACGAGCGUGAGGUGGUGCCCCAGCUAAUAGAAUUACAAGCCGCCCGCCGUCCGGUCAUCGAAGAAGCAAUCCGCACUUUGCCUGCCUUGCUGUCUGCUGCUGUCCUCGUCCUGUUGCGCGGGAUCCGCACAAGAACCAGAGGAAUCCUUCUCUUUCUGGCCGGUUGUGGUAGCAGCGCGCACUGUCAGCAGCUGGGGAAAAAAACAACAACCAAAAUAAACAGAAACAGAGUUUCAACCGAGUCGAGAGCUUACUUCGUUCCUUUUCACUCACUUCACUUACUAGUUCGCCGACCGUCGGACCGUUGGGACGCGUUUUUCGAGACAUUGCUUCGCGUUUGUGUUCCGUGUGUGAGAUUAGGUGCCUAGUGCCUACCUACAAAAACCGGUGAACCGUAUCGUGUCGGUAGAUCGUAACCUACAACGGCGUCGCUCGUGGAAUUUCGGACGCGGCUGGUGACGCUGCUGGUACAUGUGGGUGUUGUCAGGCGGUUUCGUGAAUGCAGGGUCAUCCAAGACAGCGUCGUGAGUGGAAUCUAUUUGUGGCUGGCCGCGCAGUUGCAUCCACACACGGUAUUACGUCAUCCCGCUGAGUUGAGCACCUCCAGACGAUCGGUCUACUGAUCCUGAUAUUUUUGGGGCGGACAUCUGCGGCAGCAAACGUUUCAACGAUCGGAGAAGUUUAUUCAACUCUGGUUUGGCUGGCCGUAAAGCAGUGGAUUUGUAUUCCCCCUACGUUUGAGAGAAUCUUGAAUGUCAGUCACACACGCACACAAGCCGCUCGCUGCUGUGUGUUCGAAUCUUUGUCGACAAGUGAUUUGCGGUGUUUUUAUUUUAUUUUUCACAGCUGAUAUCUGAUAUUGAUUCUUAUUGGUUCGAAAGUCUGAUAAAGUGGUGAAAACUUUGUCAUUUGAUGUUUGGAAUUCCGUGCAAUGUUCUGAUCGUUUCGAUAAUAAGUGCUAGUUUCUGCUGAAGUCAAAAGAGUGCUAGUGUUUUCUAAAGAUCAUUGGCAUCCUAGGCGUUUUUUCAUAAGAAUAGGUGCAAAGUGUUUGGUGAAAAUUUGUAUCACAUUAGCACAUAACCUGCUUCAUGCUAGGAUACAAUAAAAGGAGAGUGUGCUGAUUAAAAUAUUAAUCGAAUUUCCAUAGUAAUAAUGGAAUAAGUAAGUUGUGGAGUGUACUACGAGUUCCUACUGACAGAGCAGCAUCUGGCGAGCAGUGAAUCUCCAGGAUAAGUUUCCGAUCUCGAAGGAACAACAGCCAAGAACGAUGAACGGCGUCACGCUGAUGGACGAGAACGAUGUGGACAUCAAAAGUCCCAUUCGGCGGCUAGGAUCGACCCGCAAGCUUAAUCUCUUUAACAACAUCCGACAACAGCUCAACGAGCAGCUCAAGUUUCUCGACGUGCGCAUGGAAUCGCAGAUAUCUCUGAUUCAGGAAUUGCAAGACUUCUUCCGGCGGCGCGGUGAGGUGGAACUGGAUUACAGCAAAAGUUUGGACAAACUGGCCAAGAGCUUACAGCUUCGACACAAGGAACAACGACAGAAACGCGAACAGUGGCCAAUGUUUUCGUCGUACUCGUGCUGGCAGCAGCUGGUCAAUCAGACAAAGUCCCUGUCCAGGGAUCACGCAGCCCUAUCGGAAAUUUACUCGGUGCAUCUCGUGGCCCGGCUGCAGUCCGUCUGGGAUGAUGUGCAGCGAAUAUACAGAAAGUGUCGCGAAAUCGGCUUCGAAACACACGUGGAAAUUCUGCGCAUCCUGCAGGAGUUGCACACCAACAUGAAAACCUAUCACACAUACCAAACCGAGGCCAAGGAGGCCGAGAAGAAACUCCGGGCGGCGGAGAACCAACGCAUGAAACUCCAGCAGAGCGUCCCCAAGGAGAAACUGGAACGCAGCAAAAAGUACCGACUGAUCGAGAAGGAGGUACUCAAACGUAAGAACAAGUAUACCGACGCAAGACUGAAGGCCCUGAAGGCGAAAAAUGAGUAUCAGCUCUGCUUGGAGGCAUCCAACACCACAAUUCACAAAUAUUUCGUCGAAGAUCUAAGCGAUCUCAUUGACUGUAUGGAUCUUGGCUUCCACUCCGUUGUUUCCCGAGCUCUACUGAUGCACGUCUCGGCAGAUCAGGGCCGCUGUCGGGCCGUCCUCAAUAACACGGAUACCCUUUCGCACAUUAUCAAUUCGAUGGACAGCCGUGCCGAUAAGCAGAAGUUCCUCGAGCAGCACAGUGCGGCGUUCAUGAUUCCCAAACGACUUGAAUUCCAGGGCCAGGAAGAUGAUAUCGAACCGGAAUUACAGAAGGCUCUCCACCAGGAAAUGGAAUCGCGGUUGGUUCAGCUCGAACAGAGGGUAAACAACCUUCGCAUGGAAUCCGAAGAAAUUUGGAAGACGCUGGAAACAGCCGAAAUCAAUCUGCUGGAUAUACUGAAUACAAAGGACUACGAUUGCAGUGCAACGUUUGGUGAGGGUGCGAUAAGUUUUCCGAAACCGGAAAAUACUGCGCUCAAGCUAAGGUCGGACAAGAACGAAAUCGAGGAAUUUUACAUCACGAAAAUUCGAGAAUACAUACUCGCCACAUCACGAAUAGCACGGCUUGACUCAAAGGCGGAGUUUUUGCGGAACGCGCUAACCAAGGAUUCGGCCAUCAAGACGGACACGCUAACUAAAUCGAAUGUACCGAAGCGGAAACGUAUCGGUCGGAUGAAUAAAUCUGGCCGGCCAAAGCUGUUCGGUGGCUCACUGGAGGAGUACCUGGAAGUGGCCGGCGAAGAAAUUCCACUCAUUCUUCGAAGUUGCAUUCGGGUCAUCAAUUUGUAUGGACUUCACCACCAGGGAAUUUUCCGUGUGUCUGGAUCUCAAGUAGAAAUAAGUAACUUUAAGGAGGGCUUCGAGCGGGGCGACGAUCCGCUGGCUGAUACAACCGAUGCGUCCGACAUCAACUCGGUGGCCGGAGUGUUAAAACUGUAUUUGCGCGAGCUUCGAGAACCGCUUUUCCCGCUGAUCUAUUUCGAUCACUUCGUAACGCUGGCACAACUUGAAUCAAAACACGAAAUAGUGUUGGGUAUUCGAAAAUUCUUCCAAAGUCUGCCAAAGCCGGUUGUCGUCGUGAUCAGAUAUUUGUUCGCGUUUUUAAACCAUUUAUCGGAAUACUCGGACGAGAACAUGAUGGAUGCCUACAACUUGGCCAUCUGUUUUGGUCCCACGCUUAUGCCGGCACCGGAAGACAAGGACCAGGUGCAAUACCAAAACCAAGUCAACGAACUAAUCAAGAACAUUAUCGUGUACCACGCUGAACUGUUCCCCAAGGAUCUCGUCGGAAUGCAAUACGAAAAGUUCAUCUCCUCCGAACCGUUUGAGGAUAUCGAUGUUGGCGACUCUCCGACGGAGCAAGUAUCGGAGGAUCCAGACUCCGAAGUGUACCCGUCGGAGGACGAAUCCGACACCUUCGAGGCAAUUGUACAGUUUGACUUUAAUGCACGGUCCGAGCGGGAAUUGUCGUUACGGAAAGGCGACAACGUAAUAUUGUACAACCAGGUCUCCAAUGAUUGGUGGCGUGGAGCCGUGAACGGCAAAACUGGGCUCGUUCCGGACAAAUACAUUUCGCUAAAGAUCAAAGACGAAGACCGGGAUAAAAGUGAACACCUGAAAUCGUCCAGCUCGGAAGAAUCGGUUCGGAAACGACGUCCCAGUGGAAACAUUUCGCUCAACAGCCAACUUUCGAUCUGCACCCAAAAUUCGAACACACUCUCUAACAUAACUUGUGGCAGUGAUUACACUGGAUCGACUAUCAGUACCGCAACACCAGGUGGAGGUGGAGGUGGAGGCGGAGGCGGAGGCGGAGGCGGAGGCGGAGGCGGUGGAGGAGGAAGUAGCGUUAGUUCUGUCCCAGUUGGUUUGCUGCAAACAUCGUUGUCUUCCUCGCCAGGACAUCCACAGUAUCAGACCAUACAACAAAUGCAGCAGCAUCCGACGCCGAUUAAUAAUCAGGUGACUCAUCAGCCGCCACUACCGACGGCACAUCCUCUGAUCGGGGACAAAGUGGUCGAGCUGAAGGAUCCGGACUACAUACAUUACGAUACGGUGGAUCUGAAAAGUUCGACGUACAGUUAUCACGAUGAACCACAUUCAUUUGAAAGUUCAGCGGAAUUCUUGGAGGACAUGAACCAUUUCACAUUCGAGCCCCAGAAACCAUCGGAACCAAUCUACGCUGAACCGACCAAGAUCACCGUUCCCCGGGAUGGUAAAUCUCCGGUUGGUGGGGAGAGCAUCGAAGGUUCCGGUACUAGUAACGACGAUCCGGAAGAUACCGUAGAGUUUCGGUAUGCUCUCAGUGGCAUGGGAGAACCGCCAGAACACACCAAAUCGUCACUGAUGUUGAAUCGUCGCAGUGAUACGCUCCCGGUGGCCCUGACCAAGGACCAGGGGGACGAUAAGAAUCGACACUCGGAUUCAGCUGCCGGAAUCGGCAGUCAGACUGUUGAUGAGAAUGGGGAGCCGAUAAGACCUAUGAGAAAGUAUCAUUCGAAAAGUUUCAGCUUGUCGGAAAACAAGCUCAGCUUGGUUGCGGUCGGAGCUGGUUCUUCUGCUAUGAAUGUUUUCCAGCAGAAUCGAGAUUUGUGGCAGAAACGCGCUACGCAGAGUUCAUAUCAAAAUCUUGCGACUUCGAGAAUUUUGAGUCGAAAUAGAAUAGCUCCGGACUUGGUCAUGGAUUUACCACCGGCGAUCGGGAAAGAUGGAACCGGAAGCAUUUCUCGAGAGUCGUUAGACAGCGAAUUGGAGGACAUGACAUCGGCGGAGCGAUUUGCGGCUCAAAAUCAAUGUACGUUGAAGAAAAAUGAACGGUUCUCAACGGAAUCGGUUGUAUACGAGAACACCGGCAAGAAGGAGGUUAAAUUGGAUUUGAAAGGUGGACUACCGGUUGACAAGCCAAAGGCAGAGGUGAAGCCACAGGAGUGCAGUGUUAAAACACCGACAUCGAUUGAUAUUCCUAAAAUUAUCGAAGAAGGAGGUUCUGUCAGUGGAGAGGAUGUUGCGGAGGGCAUUACCAAAAUUACCGCGGAUGAGGUGCUUCACAUAGACGAGUCUUCGGCCGGUGGAAACACGGAUAGUCUAGCUUCGCCUGCGACCAAAGAUUUGGCCAAGAGUCCUAUUCCAGCGAGAAAUACUCAGAAGUUUGUUUCCCAGUUUGCAGAUCUUCACCUGACUGGAGGUUGCCUGGUGAAAGCUACUGAGAACACAUCCGCAGCAGCGGUUACCUCUCUGGCACAGGAACAACAGGCCAAAAGUUUGAGUUCGUUCAAACCACAGGUCAAGGUUAAACCACAUAUCCUGAAAAAGCCCCAGGUGCUUCCACCGCACACACCCGAAAUGUCACGGCGAACACAGGACUAGAAUCGGCGGAUUGGACUCGGUUGCCGGUCCAAAACACUCAUUCUGUAAGUGAUAUACCAAAAAUAAGUAAACAAUAGUAAUUGAGAGACGUUUAGCGCGGAUACUGAUGAGCUGAACAGGUGACUGUGAGAAUUUGAGCGACUGUGGGAAUUGUGGAAAUACAGGGUUCGUCCCGGAUGGGUAAGAGACAGGGGCGGUUACACGCUUACUAUAGCAGUUUUAGCAGAGCAGAGUUUUGGAUCGAAUUUUUAAAUCUUUGGUAACGGUAGCAGAUCGGACAGUAAAAACACCAAAAUAUUUCAAUGUAACAAUAAAUAUUAAUGUUUAAGACUGGAUUGGUACAAUAUACAAACUGGGAGGAAUCAGUAAGAUCAAUAAUAAACGAGAAAUCAGAAUAGUAGAACAGAUAGCAAGUUCUCGAAUUGAAAACAAAAUAAAAAAAUCGAAUUUCUAAGUCAGUAGAGGUACAAUUUUAUGUGUAUUACGAGCAGUAGAUUGUGAGCAGAUUUUUAGUCUGAACCAUAUUUAGUGAACCAACAUCACAACAUAAUCUCUAGCCUAGGAGAAAGUGAUGAACAAAAGGCCUCUCCAGUGAUUGAUGCAACAUCUGAAUUUUGAUAUUAGAAUUAGUUCAAGCCGUAAUUCCUAACACCUUAACCUAUAUUUUACAUUAUUAUUAUGAACAUCGAAUUUUUUAAAAAUAAGUUAAGCGAUCAAUCGCACGUGAAGUGCAAAUUCUGAAUCGGUUUUAGUAAAACAAAUAUUUUUUAAAGUUUUAACAUCUUCUCAGUGAGUCCUUUUUAUUAGACUUUACAAUAAAAAAAAUGUGCUAAAAAGAAAUAACAUUGCAUAUUCCCUCUACACAUUUGAAGCAGUGGUUUAUUUGGAAAAAUUAUUGCAACCCGCCGAUUUUCUGUGUUCCGAUCAAUUCGAAUGGCUUCACUAGAAUCUGAUUUAGAAGCUACUCUCAUCGUGUACGACCGAUAAAACAAGCUAGCUCACAGAAAGCAACAUUAGCAACAGUAGACCAGCUCCCAGUAAAAGAACGAAUAAGCUAAUGAAAUAACGAAUCAAUAAGCCAAAAAUAACUCUGUUGUCCAACACAAUAAAAAUGUAUACCCAUAACUGUGCAGAUAGCGAUGAAAUAUAUUAAAAACUGAAGAGAACCAAGCGAUAUCAGCGAGCUAUCGAUCACUCCGGUGACUAAAUCAAAUACAGUACCAAUAACCCAAACUAUGCAGAACUAUCCACGACGAUAUGCAGUGGACAUUAUUCUCAGCUUUUUAAUCUGGAAAACGAUUCAACCAAAACCAAGCAAGCAACGCCGCAAGUAAAAUAGUCUUCAUCCGUUCAGCCCUGCAGGUUAAGGGUCCCUAACUGCAUUCGUUGCGUACACAUUCAUAAACUCAACUAUCCAUUUAUCACUAUUAAAAAGCUAUUGCAAGCUAAAACUAGAAGAAGAAAAAAAACAUUCGACCAUUUCGUAGCCAUUACCAUUUACCCACUUAUCCAUCAAAUGUUCCAAAAUAAACGAAACAUAUUAAAUACCAACCA
Molecule: messenger RNA, 7959 nt
Organism: Malaya genurostris
Lineage: Eukaryota; Metazoa; Arthropoda; Insecta; Diptera; Culicidae
Product: SLIT-ROBO Rho GTPase-activating protein 1-like
Exons: 15
Coding region: 2281-6405 (1374 amino acids)
Biological process (GO): signal transduction; negative regulation of cell migration
Cellular component (GO): cytoplasm
Molecular function (GO): protein binding
Source: RefSeq, a predicted model, not a curated record